Messenger RNA from Tremella mesenterica DSM 1558, 858 nucleotides. RefSeq lists its product as uncharacterized. The transcript has a single exon. Bases 1 to 858 code for a protein of 285 amino acids. NCBI's taxonomy places the organism in Eukaryota, Fungi, Basidiomycota, Tremellomycetes, Tremellales, Tremellaceae. The record is from RefSeq and is a predicted model, not a curated record.
AUGCCCCAAAUCAAUAGCGAUACGCCAGACCCCGAUAUACAAGUGGUAGUGCAGGAGAUGUCCCAUACUGCCCACGAUAUAGCCGCCUUGACGGAUUCCGAAAUGAAUCGUACUCAACAACCUCCGGAUCCGACAGAUACCACAAUCCCUCUUGCCUCGUCUCGUAUGUUCCUGUCGCUCUUUGCUCCAAACGUAUCACAUGAAAUGUGGAAUCACGCUGAUCACACCUUGCAAGAGUUUGUAAGUGUUGGAGCUUGGACAGGAUCUAGACUCCCUGCCCUGUGUCAAGCCAAUGAAGUGAUGGAACAAAUUCACACAAAGGCAACUGAGUUGAUCUCAAUAACUGAAAGGGAUUUAUCAUCACAUGUUGGACAAUCUUAUCAAGGCCUCGACAUUGGUCCUCUCUCCUGUGAAGAAGGUUACGUCGGUGUAUGUACGGUGGGCAACCACCUAUACCGCUUGAUAUACGUGAUUGGAGAAGGAGAUGAGUUACCUAGAUGUACGGUGUCAGUUCAAACUAUUUCCAAUCGGGAAGAGAUCUACUCACAAGUACGCACAGGAGAUAUAAAACUGUAUCUGCACACUUGGUUGAGUGACAGUGGCCGUGAAGUGGAAUAUCAGAGGGAACAUACAAUACAGGACUUGGUCGUGAAAAGAGGGGAGCUCUCCUAUCAGGCUCGUAUCACAGAAAACAGGUUGAGAAUUCGCGACUACACAGUUGGUACGCGCUGUCUGAAAAUAACAGAUCAAGCACAGUCAGGUCGUAUUGUCAAGAUAUGGAAAAAGAGCCUUGGAAGAUACUCUCAUGAGGCUGUCUGGUUCAGAACGCAACUUGGAGAAGUGAGAACGUUUGGCUGA